Chaetomium globosum CBS 148.51 is the source of this 1797-nucleotide messenger RNA. RefSeq lists its product as uncharacterized. The transcript has 8 exons. The coding region runs from base 1 to 1797 and encodes 598 amino acids. The record is from RefSeq and is a predicted model, not a curated record. NCBI's taxonomy places the organism in Eukaryota, Fungi, Ascomycota, Sordariomycetes, Sordariales, Chaetomiaceae.
AUGUACUCGGGGUUGUCUCCUCCUCAACCGCCCGAUCGUUUAUUGCUCGACCCUCUGCCAGAACUUCCCAUCGAACUCCUUCCAUUCCUGCUGCGGGCAUCUAGAGUUCUAGACUCUCAUCCGUUGUUCGCCCUUCGCCACAAUCCCUACCAGAACUUCUCCUCGACCUCCGCACCUCGCUCGGCAUCUACGCAGCCCGAAAAGCCACCUUCAGCACCACGCGCAGCCCCUCUCAACGACGGGAUGGGACCGGCUCAUAUUCUCAUCGUCGGUGUCGACAUUGGCGUCUCCGGCAUUUCAUGUUGCUUGUUAGACCCUGGUGCGACCAACAACCCCCAGGAGCCAAAACUGAUAAGGCUACGAGGAGGUACAAACGGUGAGCCACCGUUCGAUCUAGAACCGACCGAGUUGGGUCUCGACGAGUCCGGCUAUACCUACGGCAGGGGCAUCACAGACGACGAGAACAAGUUCACACUCAUGAAGCUCUCCAUGCUGAGUUCUGUUGAACUUUGCGACCAGGAUCAUCCACAGGGUCAUGAGGUCAUACGGCUGCCCCUUGACAAGAUCGCUCGCCACCCCGAGAUUGACGCGAUGGCCGAGUACAUCAAGUGCCUAUGGGAUUAUGGAUCCUGGCGCGUGGAGGAUUACUUGAGCGACAAUCAGCUCCGACGUCACCAGGUGGAAGCACGCUUCAUAUUUGGCAUCCCAGCUGUCUGGAAGCAGGAUGCUAACAAGAUGAGAGAGGCCAUCAAGAAAUCCGGCAUUCUUGCAUUCGGUUGUCGUUCACCUGCCGCUCUUGACUUUGUCGCGGAGCCAGUGGCUGCCGCCUUGGCUGCACUCCCCGACGUGGUCCGCGAUGAAGGGCUUAACGCACCCUCUGGUACUUGGCUGGGUGAUCGGCUAACAGGUCGGUCCGUUGUCCCCAGGAUUAUGUUGCGUACAAGCUCAAGUCCCUCUCGCCGAACCACGUGGAACCUAAGGAGUGCGUGGCCCCAGAAAGGAAGGUUUCUUGGCUCCAUCUUCAUGAAAAGCGCCUUCGUCUCUCUCACCAAGCAGAACGUCAAGGCUCAGAUGGGCCAUAACCAUUGGUUACUUGACCACGCCGCACUGGAUUCCAAUAUCGACCAAGAGUGGGAAAUCCUGGAGAGGAGAAUUGACAGCAUCUGGACCGAAGAUCAUCAUGGCAAAAUCUGGCUGGACGCUCCGCAUACAGGCGGGAAUGGCUCCACGGCUGUGAGGAUAACAAAGGCUAAUAUGAAGAAAUCACUUCUACCCACUGUCGAGAAGAUUGCAACUUUCGCUGAAGAGCAAGUGCAGGCUGCCCAUCAAGUAGCGCGGAUCGUCGUAGUGGGCGGUUCUGGGCGCAACGUCCUGGUCCAAGCCGAGCUACGACGCCGGUUUGGAGACAAGGUUGUCUUCACCUACGAUGAGGGGGAAAUUGCCGUCAAGAAGGGCACCUGCUUGAGGGGAAUCCAACUGGUCCAAGACGAGAACAAGCAGCGCUUGGAAAUCCAGCCGGCCCAAGACGGGGUCAAGAAGAAGGAGGCCCCAUCGAGUUUUGGCUACCGCCUUGACGAAUCAUCACCGGAGAUCAAGUGGUUUAUCAGCAAGAGCCACGAUAGCAAGGAGGGACUUCGGGCAUCCUCUGAGGCGAUGGGUGGGUUGGUGGCGAGACGAGACGAGUCGAGUGCACCGACAUCGGGAUUUCUUGGACAACAUCAACCCGCGGGUUGGGUUUCGGUUGGGAGGGGGAGGGGGGAGGAAGUUUGGUCUGGCUCCGACGUGUUGCCUGCCUAG